This is a messenger RNA of Toxorhynchites rutilus septentrionalis, 1466 nucleotides long. RefSeq names its product ubiquitin-conjugating enzyme E2-22 kDa (gene Ubc4). The record is from RefSeq and is a predicted model, not a curated record. The coding region runs from base 337 to 936 and encodes 199 amino acids. Gene Ontology annotation, biological process: proteasome-mediated ubiquitin-dependent protein catabolic process; protein polyubiquitination. The transcript is spliced from 3 exons. NCBI's taxonomy places the organism in Eukaryota, Metazoa, Arthropoda, Insecta, Diptera, Culicidae. Gene Ontology annotation, cellular component: nucleus. Gene Ontology annotation, molecular function: ubiquitin conjugating enzyme activity; protein binding.
UGGCAUCCGGCGAGUUGUGUGGGUGAAAUUAGCGCAAAUAAGAACAGUUCCCCGAGGAAGAAGAUUUGAAAGGUGUAGACUUUUGCGAAAAUAGAGUAUCGGGAGCACGAAAAGUCAAAAAACAGAGCCCCUGUUUGGCAGAACACAAAUAAGUCAAAAUUGAUCUAGUUCCACUCUUUAAACGACUACUUGAAUUGCGUUGUAAGAUCUCGGUCAACAUCUAUCGGGCCCGUAAUAUUUCAAACAAAGACAUUACAUUAAUCGAGCUGCGCUAGCAAAACAAGAGCUGAAUUUCAUCCUGAAGAAGAGCAACAUUUGGAACAGUAGCAAGAUAAAAUGGCGAAUAUGGCAGUAUCUCGAAUCAAGCGAGAAUUUAAGGAAGUUAUAAAAAGUGAAGAAAUAAAUCAGUGCUCGAUUAAAUUGGAUAUAGUCAACGACAAUUUCACAGAGCUGCGGGGUGAAAUCGCUGGUCCGCCGGAUACGCCAUAUGAGGGAGGAAAAUUUCUAUUGGAAAUCAAAGUACCAGAAACGUAUCCUUUCAAUCCGCCGAAGGUUAAAUUUAUCACAAAAAUUUGGCAUCCAAAUAUAUCCUCCGUGACGGGCGCUAUCUGCUUGGACAUUCUGAAGGACAACUGGGCCGCUGCUAUGACUCUCCGUACUGUGUUGCUUUCACUGCAGGCACUGUUAGCUGCAGCCGAACCGGAUGAUCCUCAGGAUGCAGUCGUGGCGACACAGUAUAAAGAUAACCACGAGAUGUUUAUCCUGACCGCCAAGCACUGGACCAAUGUGUACGCGGGUGGUCCAUGUCGGAAUGUGGAUUUCGACCAGAAGGUACAACGAUUGCGGGAUAUGGGUGUAGCCGAUUACGAAGCUCGUGCCGCGCUUUCGCGACAUAAUUGGCAUCUGGAACGCGCAUCCGAACAAUUGUUUAGUUAGUUCUGUUAAAAUAGUCAGACCGCUUAAAUUCUCUUUUCACAUCCAGUGGUCGUUGCUCCUUAUUUCGUUUAAUUUAUCUGUGUUGAAGACAUACAAAACAGUUUAAAAUGCAUGUUGUCGGAUUGGUUUCAUUCGCGUUCUUUGCAACAAACUGAAUUGAGUUUCCUUGUUGUGAAAACUAUCAAAUUGAAACGCAUAUGUUAAAUCAUGUAGCUAUAACCUCUUUUAUAAAAAGACAAGCGUAUAAUGAUAAUAAUAUUAAGGAGCUUGAAUUGCAGGAGAACGGUGAUAUAUAUAUAAUAUAAUGAAACAACAACCACUGUCAUUUUUUUCUCUAACUUUUUUUUCGUCUAACGGAGAGUAAUUUUCACCCAAAUGUAUUGCGAUUGUUUCUGAACGAUUGUAGGAAACACGAUCAAUUAGUCCGAAAAGCGUAUGGGGCGCAAAUGAUUAAUAUUGUUAUUUAGCAUGUAAAUUUGAUAAAUAUAAAAGGAUCAUUUCACGCCUUCGAGUCAACACUUACAAAGAUA